UCAGUUUUAACAUGCAGUUUUCUUGGUGCACGCCCAACCAUGAAUUUAUCAGUUAUCAUUAUUUAGUUCAUACGAAUCAAGUGCAGGUACGUUAUAAAAUUUUUUCAACUACAAUUCACCAUGUUCUACAUGAAGCUUGCGUUGCUGUGCGUAACUUUCCACCAAUUUUUAUACACAGUGGAUUGUAAGCCAAGAGGAGGAUUUGGUUUAGGAUUAGCUGCUGGGGCGGUAACAGGAGCUGUAGUUGCACAUGAACUGAGUCAUCCACCAUAUUAUUAUGCACCUCCGCCAAUUGUGGUUGCUCCUGCAGUUGCGCCACCACCAGCGGUGGUUGUUGUCCCAGCACCUCCACCACCACCACCUCCACCCCCUCCAACUCCACCACCGCCGACACCACCACCACCACCACCACCACCACCGCCGCCGCCACCACCGCCACCGCCUCCGCUGUAUUAUCCUCCUCCACCGCCACCUCUAUAUUAUCCUCCUCCACCGCCACCACUAUAUUAUCCUCCUCCACCGCCAGCACCCUAUUAUCCUCCCCCACCUCCUCCCUUACAACCACCGCCCGCAAUUCCGCAACCACCAGUAGUUUACCCACCUCAAACACCCACACAACCUUAUACACCUGCUCCCCUGCAGCCGCCAGUUGUAACACCGGCGCCAGUGCCACAAUAUACACCGGAAGUGAUUUUACCAGCAGCAGGAACACCUUUGAUGGGACCACCUACAGCAGCACCGCCGCCUCCUCUAGCAGCGCCUCCACCAGCAGCCCCACCUCCAGCAGUUCCUCCACCACCUCCACCACCUCCAGCAGUUCCUCCACCACCUCCAGCAGUUCCUCCACCACCUCCAGCAGUUCCUCCGCCACCUCCAGCAACGCCUCCACCCGCAACACCGCCACCAGCAGUGCCCCCACCCACAGUACCACCACCAUAGGUAGGCUAAUGUGAUGUUUUCAGCAUUAAUGAGCUCAAGUUUACUUUAAGUUCGGCUAAAAUUAUUUCGAAAGCAAACCCUGAAAAAAUAAUUCAUAGAAUGCAAGAGCAUACAUUUUAAUAUUAAUGUUAUUUGAAUAAAUUAUUCAAUAAAAUAUGAAAUAUGUAGA
Messenger RNA from Planococcus citri (citrus mealybug), 1108 nucleotides. RefSeq lists its product as uncharacterized. The record is from RefSeq and is a predicted model, not a curated record. Bases 121 to 939 code for a protein of 272 amino acids. NCBI's taxonomy places the organism in Eukaryota, Metazoa, Arthropoda, Insecta, Hemiptera, Pseudococcidae. The transcript has a single exon.